AUGGAUACUGAGGCGAUCGAUAGCGAAAAGAGGGCCGCUACAACACCAACCCUAACCCCGACCCCCCCAAACGAGCCCGAAGGCUCUUUCGCCGCCUACAGGCGAAUCUUCACGUAUGCUGGUCCUCUUGAGCACUCCUUACAGGCAGUCGCAUCCUUCGCAGCCGUUUGCUCUGGUGCCGGCAUCGCCUUCCAACCCCUCAUUGUAGGCCAGUUCAUCACCAGUGUCACCGACUUCACAUCCUCGCCAGCCUCGCCAUCCUCGCAAUCGCGACUUCGCUCCGAAGCUUCCAGACUCGCUCUCUACUUCGUCUACCUCGGCAUCGCCCGCUUCGCCCUAUCCUAUAUCUACAACACGCUUUUCACCCACACGGCUCACACCAUCACUCGCAAUAUUCGGCAUGAAUAUGUGAAAUCGGCGCUCAGCCAGGAAGUGGCAUUCUUCGAUCAGGGGACUGCUGGCUCGAUUGCAACCCAAGCCACGUCCAACGGUCGCAUGAUCCAGGGUGGAAUCAGCGAGAAAAUCGGUCUUGUCUUCCAGGGCCUCUCGGCUUUCCUCACUGCUUUCAUCAUUGCCUUGGUGGUUCAGUGGAAGCUGACACUGAUAUGCCUCUGCAUUGCUCCGGCGACUCUGGUUGUCAAUGGUGUGGCAGGCGGGCUCAUGGGAGGCUACGAGAACCAGAUCCUCGAGAUCAACUCGAAGGCGAACGCCUUCUCGGAGAGUGUUCUCUCGAGUGUGCGGACGGCGCAUGCCUUCGAGAUUCGAGACCGGCUGGUCGACAAGUUUGAUGGGUAUCUGUGCGCUGCUCAUGAGGUUGGCAGCAAGCUUUCGAUCAUCUUUGGCAUCUUCUUCUCCGCGGAGUACUGUAUCGUCUACCUGGGCUACGGGUUGGCCUUCUGGCAAGGGAUCCGCAUGUUGUCCGCAGGGGAGAUUGUGGAAACCGGAGACAUCUUUACUGUCAUCAUGUCGGUCAUCAUUGCGGCGACACAGCUGACCAUGCUUGCGCCUUACAUGGUCGACUUCACCCGGUCCGCGACGGCGGCGUCGAUGCUAUUCAACUUGAUCGAUCGCAAGUCCGAAAUCGAUCCCUAUGACCAGACCGGGCAUCAGGCAUCGGAGGUUGUAGGGGAAAUUGAGUUCGACGAGGUUACUUUUGCCUACCCGACUCGGUCUGAAGCGAAGAUCCUGGACCGAUUCUCCAUGAGAGCGCAGGCGGGCAAGGUCACUGCCCUGGUGGGUCCAUCUGGCUCGGGAAAGAGUACAAUUGUCGGCCUUUUGGAGCGCUGGUAUAACCCCCAGUCAGGAAUCAUCAAACUAGAUGGUCACCCAAUCGACCAAUGGAAUCUCGCCUGGCUCCGGAAAAUGGUCCGUCUCGUGCAGCAAGAGCCAGUCCUGUUCCAGGGCACGGUCUUUGACAAUAUUCAACACGGACUGGUUGGUACCAAAUGGGAACAUGCCCCGGAAGCUGAGCAAAUGGAACGAGUCCAAGAGGCAGCCACCAUGGCCUUUGCGCACGAUUUCAUCGCCGACCUCCCGAACGGGUACCAUACCGAGAUCGGUCCCCGUGGCGGUCGUCUGUCUGGCGGACAAAAGCAACGGAUUGCAAUUGCCCGAAGUAUUGUUUCUCAGCCUAAAGUGCUGAUCCUGGACGAGGCCACCAGUGCUCUGGAUCCGCAUGCCGAAAGUGUGGUUCAGAAGGCCUUGGAUAGGGCUUCCGAAGGCCGGACUACCAUCGUCAUUGCGCACAAGCUUGCGACCAUCCGAAAGGCCGACAACAUCAUCGUGAUGAGAAAGGGGUGCAUCGUCGAGCAGGGAACACACGAUUCCUUGCUGGCACGGGGCGGCACAUAUGCACAACUUGUGAGAGUACAGGACUUGGCUGUUUCCAGUCCUGUUUCCAGUCCUGUUUCCAGUCCUGUUUCCAGUCGCGAAUCGUCAUCGAACCCAGAGUUGGAACCUUCCAAUACCGAUGCCUCGAAAGCAGAUACUGUGACCAAAUCCUUGCCUCCAAUCUCAUACGCCUCGGUUGACAGCAACCAUGGAGACACGCCGCAGAAAGAGUAUGCCAACUACGAUGACCACAAGCAGCGAAAUAUCGUUUCCGUCGUCUAUCGUCUUCUCCGAGAGACCCCCGAGCUUCGAGUCGUGUACUGUCUGGUUUUCACUGGAUGCAUCGUCGGUGGAGCCACGUUCCCUGGCCAAGCGAUUCUGCUAUCUCGAGUUGUUGACAUCCUCAGCCUGCCGUCAUCGGAAUUAGAACACCAGGGAAACUUCCUUGCUACCAUGUUCAUCGUGCUUGCGGCCGGCUGUCUCGUGUGUUAUUUCAUUCUCGGCUACGCCACCAACACGGUUGCGCAACAUCUCGGCCACAAACUGCGGCGACAGAGUCUUCAUAACAUGCUGCAGCAAGAUCUUCAAUUCUUCGACCGCGCGGAGAACCGCACCGGCGCCCUGGUUGCGCGCGUGGACUCGAACCCGCAAGCGAUCCUCGAGCUGAUGGGCUACAAUGUCGGACUGGUCUUGAUCGCCGCCCUGAAUCUGGUGGCAUGCUCUGUCUUGGCCCUGGUGUACUCGUGGAGACUCGGGCUGGUCGUUAUCUGCGCCGGCCUCACGCCACUGGUGGGCUCCGGCUACUUGAAGAUCCGGCUUGACGCGCAGUUCGAUCGUGAUGCGUCGAGGCGCUACCUGAACAGCGCGUCCAUCGCGUCGGAGGCGGUCACUUCGAUGCGCACGAUCGCGGCGCUGGCCAUCGAGCACACCGUGCUGGAGCGAUACACCCGAGAGCUGGAUGCAGCGGUCGCAGACCUGACGCGUCCGCUACUCACGGCGAUGGCGAGCUUCGCCUUCACCCAGUCGGCCGAAUCCUGGUUCCUGGCGCUCGGCUUCUGGUACGGAUGUCGCCUGCUGUCGCGGGAGCAGGUCACCCUGUCCGCCUUCUUCGUCGCGUUCCUGGGGGUCUUCUUCUCCGGCCAGAGCGCUGCGCAGCUCUUCCAAUACUCCACCAGCAUCACCAAGGGCGUCAACGCCGCCAACUACCUCUUCUGGCUGCAGGACCUCCAGCCCAGCGGGCGGGCGACCGAAGAAACCCGCGACGACAAUGGCCCCGGCGCAGCAGCAGCAGCCACCAUGGAUCUGGACCACGUCCAGUUCGCCUACCCUCUCCGACCCGAGAUCCCCAUCCUCAAAGGCCUUGACCUCAGCCUCAAGAAAGGCCAAUUCAUCGCCCUAGUCGGCGCCUCCGGCAGCGGAAAAUCCACCGUCAUCGCGCUGCUCGAGCGAUUCUACGAUCCCACCACCGGCGCAAUCCACCUCGACGCCCGCCCGCUCCCCAGCUACCCCCGGCGCCGCUACCGCGCGAUCGUCGCGCUCGUCCCGCAGGAACCGGAUCUCUUCCCCGUCUCCAUCCGCGAGAACAUCGCCUUCGGCCUCACCCCGGGCCCACGCCACGCCGACACUCCCACCAGCCCCGGGGCCGGCCCCGAGAAGACCAAGACCGACGAGCAGAUCGAGAACGCCCUGCGCGCAGCCCACGCAUGGGACUUCGUCGCCUCGCUCCCGGACGGCCUGGCCACCGUUGUAGGCGGUGGUGGCGCGGGGGCAGGGUCGCAGCUCUCUGGCGGCCAGCGGCAGCGCAUCGCCAUCGCGCGCGCCCUGGUCCGCGACCCGAAGCUGCUGCUGCUCGACGAGGCCACUAGUGCCCUCGACACGGCGAGUGAGCGCGCGGUGCAUGCGGCGCUUGCAGCCGCGGCCGCAACCAACAAGAGUGGUGGGCGGAUUACCGUCGCUGUGGCGCAUCGGCUGAGUACCGUCCGGCAGGCGGAUGUGAUUUGUGUGGUGCGCGACGGGCGCAUCGCGGAGAUGGGAUCCCAUGCGGAGUUGGUGGCCAGGCGGGGGCUGUAUUGCGGGAUGUGUGAGGCGCAGCAGGCUUUGGAUUAG
Molecule: messenger RNA, 3936 nt
Organism: Aspergillus uvarum CBS 121591
Lineage: Eukaryota; Fungi; Ascomycota; Eurotiomycetes; Eurotiales; Aspergillaceae
Product: ABC transporter ATP-binding protein
Exons: 5
Coding region: 1-3936 (1311 amino acids)
Biological process (GO): transmembrane transport
Cellular component (GO): membrane
Molecular function (GO): ATP binding; ABC-type transporter activity; ATP hydrolysis activity
Source: RefSeq, a predicted model, not a curated record